AUGGAAUUUCAUUAUUGUCGAAGCAAACGUGCCCUUAUUACUUGCUUGCUUGCUCUUUAGACAUUCAAAUCUUCCGGCUUUGCUUUUUCUGGAAUCUCAUUUCUGACUUCAACGAGGUUGUUUUAAAAACUCUGGGGACCAAUCGAAGACCGCGUUUGGCUGCUGAAACAUCCGAAGACUAAGUGAUCGCUGUCGUUCAAAGAUUCAAAGAAUUGUCCUACGUUUGGUCCCAUGGUUGGGUGUUUCGCCAUGAUGGGUCCAUUUUACUUUUGAAGCUCUGAAAAUCAGUCACUUGAUGAGUGCUUGGAGAAGCUAUUGCUUGCUGGAUUUCAGCUCGUACUUUUGUCAUUGUAGAACUGGAAGAUUUUGACUAUCAUGGGACCUCCCAUACGCAGCUGCAGUGGAAUUAUAAGAAAACCAAAGGAGACAAUGAGGCUUAUAGUAACAACUUUUGUUGGAGUUGUAUUCGGAUUCUUUUUGGGAGUAUCAUUUCCAACGCUGUCAUUAACCAAGAUGAAUCUUCCGACCAGCCUUUUUCCUUCCAUUGAUCUCACAUAUAUCGAGGACAAGUACGCAGGCCUUUCAACCCAAGCAUUGCUGAAUGCUUGGUAUUCUCGGAAGCGUGAUGGAGUCAGCUCCACUCCAUUUCACAAAUAUAAGGAUACAAAGAUUUGGGUUCCGACAAACCCUCGAGGGGCUGAAAGACUACCCCCUGGUAUCAUUGAAUCUGAGUCAGAUUUCUUUCUCCGCCGAUUAUGGGGUCAGCCUAGUGAGGACUUAACCAUCAAGCCAAAGUACCUUGUUACCUUUACUGUUGGUUAUGAUCAGAAAAACAACAUUAAUGCAGCAGUUAAAAAGUUCUCAGAGAACUUCACGAUUCUGUUGUUUCACUAUGAUGGUCGGACUAGUGAAUGGGAUGAAUUUGAAUGGUCAAGGCGAGCUAUCCAUGUCAGUGCUCAGAAGCAAACUAAAUGGUGGUAUGCCAAACGUUUUCUGCAUCCUGACAUUGUUGCUCCCUAUGACUACAUUUUUAUUUGGGAUGAGGAUCUUGGUGUAGAGCAUUUUGAUGCAGAGGAAUAUAUAAAACUGGUGAGGAAGCAUGGUUUGGAGAUUUCGCAGCCUGGUUUAGAACCAAAUAAAGGAUUAACGUGGCAAAUGACAAAGAGGAGAGGUGACAGUGAAGUUCACAAGGAUACAGAGGAGAAACCUGGUUGGUGUAGUGAUCCACAUUUGCCACCAUGUGCAGCGUUUGUUGAGAUCAUGGCACCUGUAUUUUCUCGAGAUGCAUGGCGUUGUGUUUGGCAUAUGAUUCAAAAUGAUCUGGUUCAUGGAUGGGGUCUAGAUUUUGCUCUUAGGAAAUGUGUGGAGCCUGCUCAUGAGAAAAUAGGAGUUGUAGAUGCUCAAUGGAUUGUUCAUCAAAGUGUUCCUUCACUUGGGAACCAGGGACAGGCAGAGAUUGGGAAGCCACCUUGGCAGGGGGUGAGGGAGAGGUGUAGAAAAGAAUGGGCAAUGUUCCAAGAUCGACUGGUUAAAGCGGAAAAAGCCUAUUUUGAGGCAAUGGGAAUUGAUCCCCCUAAUUCAACAGCUCGUUAGUGGAGACAAUAGUAGCUUGUAAAUCUAACAAUUCAUUGUACCUAGAGAUGAAGAAAUUACUUGCAUUCCAUGCACUUUUUAUCAAUUAUAUUUUCAUCUUUUUGGAUACUUCCUCUAAACUGAUUCCUUCGUUAUAUGCUGGUUAAUUAGUUUGGA
Corylus avellana is the source of this 1749-nucleotide messenger RNA. RefSeq lists its product as uncharacterized. The record is from RefSeq and is a predicted model, not a curated record. Lineage: Eukaryota; Viridiplantae; Streptophyta; Magnoliopsida; Fagales; Betulaceae.